AUGACAGAUAUAUUUACAAAAUGGCCAGAAGUAGCUGAAAUGAAAAUAUUGAACAGUGGUUCGGUUAUUGAAAAGUUAAGAGAGAUAUUUGCUAGGUUUGGAUUACCGAACAAAAUUGUGUCAGAUAAUGGACCGCAAUUUAGAUCAGAGGAAUUUAUACAAUUUUGUAAAAAUAAUAUGAUUAGGUUUGUAACGUCCCCUCCUUAUCAUCCGGCUAAAAAUGGAUCGGCAGAAAAUGCUGUUAAAUCUUUAAAAAAUGAAAAAAAUAAGUAUGUAAAAAGAUUUAGAAAAGUAUAUUUUAAAGAAGGAGACAUAGUUUAUGCUAGGGAUUAUUCCAACCCUAAUAAAAAAGAGUGGAAGAAAGGAACAGUCGAAGAAGUGUUAGGUGAUAGAAUAUAUUUAGUUAGAUUAGAAAAAGGAAAUGUGAUAUGGAGGAGACACGUUGACCAACUAAUAGAAGUAGGUAAGAUAAAUGAAAAGAGUUAUGAAAUAGAAGAAAAUGAGAAAGGAGAAGAACAAACAGAACUGGAGGAAAAGAAAAUUAAUGAGGUAAAAGAAGAAGCUUUUGAUAAAAAAAAAUAUGAAAUAAAUGAAAGUUUAGAAAAGGAAGUAGAAGUUCCUUUACCAAAAAGAUCUAAGAGAAAAAGAAAAAAACCAGAUAGGUUGAACAUAUAA
Molecule: messenger RNA, 675 nt
Organism: Macrosiphum euphorbiae (potato aphid)
Lineage: Eukaryota; Metazoa; Arthropoda; Insecta; Hemiptera; Aphididae
Source: the annotation of a GenBank genome assembly